UCAGACAGGCGUGCAAGCACAAACAUAACUACAUAAACCACACAAAUUCUAGAACCCAUUUGAAGCACUAUAUUCCUCACACAUUUGGGAUUAUAUUGCCAACACAUAUAAUAUACACCUCUUAGUUAGUUUCCUCUCCCACACACCAAGAUCAAAGGGGAAACCAAACCCUUCAUGGCUUCUUUGCUUCUAUCACUCAACAAGUACUCAACCCGCUCACCUAUUUCUCAAGGCCUUCUGCCAAGAUAUUGCAGCUGCAGCAACCUCAAGAAAACCAAAAAUCUGCUUCUUCCAGUCCUAGACAAACCCUUCACACCAAAAUGCUUGUCGGUCUCAAGUUUAAGCCCACUGUUGGAUGAACCUGCAGAAACGGUAGUUUUUGAGGAGGAAGAUGAUCAGGAGCAGCCUCUUUGUGAAGUUUGGAAGGAAAUUCAAGGCUGCAAUGACUGGGAAGGACUGCUAGACCCCAUGGAUUCCCACCUCCGACGAGAAAUCAUCCGGUACGGCGAAUUCGCACAAGCCUCCUACGAUUCCUUCGACUUCGACCCUCACUCCAAAUACUGCGGCACCUGCAAAUACCAAGGCGCCCAUUUCUUCGAAAAGCUGGACAUGGCCGACAGAGGCUACCAAAUCAGCCGCUAUUUAUACGCAACUUCCAACAUCAACCUCCCAAACUUCUUCCAAAAAUCCAAGAUGAGCAAGGUGUGGAGCAGACAUGCGAAUUGGAUGGGUUAUAUUGCGGUGACCACCGACGAGGAAGAGAUCAAACGGCUAGGACGGCGAGAUAUUGUCGUCGCCUGGAGAGGCACCGUCACGUAUCUCGAAUGGAUUUCCGAUCUCAAAGACAUUCUCCACCCGGCAAAUUUCCGGAAUGACCCAUCAAUCAAAAUAGAAUCUGGGUUUUACGAUUUGUACACCGAGAAGGAGAACAACUGCAAAUAUUGCUCGUUUUCUGCACGCGAACAAGUUCUCGCCGAAAUCAAACGCCUUCUUGAUUACUACAGGGGAGAAGAAAUCAGUCUCACCUUCACUGGGCAUAGUCUUGGCGCGGCGUUGGCGAUAUUAAGCGCUUACGACAUAGCCGAGAUGAGACUAAACAUUGUACGUGACGCCGGUGAAUCCGGUGACGCCAAGAUUCCGACCACCGUGUACUCCUUCUCCGGUCCUCGAGUGGGCAACCUUAAAUUCAAGGAACGGUGUGAUGAGCUCGGAGUUAAGGUUCUGAGAGUCAUCAAUGUUCAUGACAAGGUGCCCGGAGUGCCCGGGAUUAUAGCAAACGAGAAGCUCCAUUUUCAGAAGUACAUAGAGGAUACGAUAUCAUUUCCAUGGAGUUAUGCGCAUGUUGGGGUGGAGCUUGCGGUGGAUCACACGCACAGCCCAUUUCUAAAGCAAACGAAUGAUCCUGGUUGUGCGCACAAUUUGGAGGCGCUUCUGCACUUGGUGGAUGGCUACCACGGCAAGGGGCGGCGGUUUUGCUUGGUGACGAAGAGGGAUAUCGCCCUUGUCAACAAAUGCUGCGAUUUCUUGAGGGGUGAGUAUGGGGUGCCGCCGUACUGGCGGCAGGAUGAGAACAAAGGGAUGGUGAGGAGCGGCGAUGGGCGGUGGGUUUUGCCGGAGAGGCCCAGAGUGGAGGCCCAUCCACCGGAUAUGGCCCACCACCUUGAACAAGUGCUUAAGAUUGCUCGUUCUGAUCAUGAAGUUGAUCAUCAAUAAGCACCAUGGGAAUUGGGAACUGACUGUAAAAUUUGACUCUGGCUUUGGGUAAUUAAUGUGCAUUUUUUUACCUUGCUCGGUAGUUUUCUGUUUGGUUGCUGGGAAACAUUAUCAAAAGCUGCCACAUUGCAGUC
Corylus avellana is the source of this 1847-nucleotide messenger RNA. Its product is annotated as alpha/beta-Hydrolases superfamily protein. Lineage: Eukaryota; Viridiplantae; Streptophyta; Magnoliopsida; Fagales; Betulaceae. Gene Ontology annotation, molecular function: glycerophospholipase activity. The record is from RefSeq and is a predicted model, not a curated record. Gene Ontology annotation, biological process: lipid metabolic process.